AUGCUGGCGUCCCGAUCGGGCCAGGUCGCCCGCUUGUUGCGCGCCCUGCACGUUUCGUCGCUUGCAGCAGAGGACGGUCUCUUAGCCCAUGCGGGAAGCACGGAGCUGCUGAGCACCCUCCUCAGAACGGCAGCACUCAGCCAGCAGUGCUACCAUGUGGCAGCCGCCGCCGCCGCCGCCGCCACGGGCGACCGCCUCGACAUCGGCAACCCCGAGCUGCUGCUGGCAUGGCCACACGCGGCUGCCCUGCAGCGGCCCCAGGCCAGACGCCGCAGAUCGCUUGCUGGCAGCACCAGCAGCGGCAGCACCAGCAGCAGCGGCAGCGGCGGCCGCCGGAGCGUGAGCAACAGUGCGGCGGCGAGCGGGGACUGGCUUCGAAGCGGCACAGAUCUGGAUGGGGAGGGCGAGCUAGAGCUAGAGGGAGAGGCAGCGGAGUUCCUCGCUCUGGACGAGGCAGGGGCGGCGGCAGAGGCGGGGCAGGCCGGGGUGGGCGUGGACCAGCUGCUGGCUGCCGGCGGCGGCGCGUCGCGGGAGGCGGCGGCGGCGCUGCGGUACUUGCAGGACCGGGCGGGACUGAGCGAGGCAGAGGCCAGGGACGUGGUGUACCGCAUCACCAACCAGGCCACCCCCAAGGGCCAUCGAGUGGGCUCCACCAUCGCCCGCCUGGAGCUCAACAUGCGGCAAUUCAGAGAGCGGCUGCAGCUGCAGCCCGCGGAGCUCGCCCGCAUCCUGUCGGUCAACCCCUACCUGCUCCAAGAGGACCUCUCACGCCGCAUCUUCCCGCUGCUCGACUACCUGGGAAGCCUGGGGUUCCCCGUGGCCAGGCAGCGCGGGCUGGUGCUGCGCGCGCCCAUCCUCCUGUGCUACUCGCUGAGCAAAAUCCAGCAACGCGUGGCCUGGCUGCGGAGGGCGGGGCUCAGUGAAGCCAACGUGGUGACCAGCAUCUGGAAGUACUGGGGCAUCCUGGGCAUCAGCGAUGACGGCUCCACCCGGUGGCUGGACUGGCUGCGGGAGCAGGGCGUGGGCGACCACAUGUUUGCCCACGUCAUCACCCGCCUCCCCGUGGUGCUCUGCUACGGGUCGGAGAAGCGGGAGGCGUUUCUGGGGGUGCUGCGCGAUGAGCUGGGCCUGCCGCAGGAGACGAUUGCGAGGGUGCUGAUCAACGUGCCCGACACGCUGGGCCGCUCGCCAGCCAGCCUGCGCCGCAACGUGGAGGUCAUGCGGCAGGCAGUGGGCUUCACCGACGAACAGCUGCGCAAGCUGGUGCACGGCAACCCCGGGGUCCUGCGCCUCGACUUCUCCUCCCCAACCUAUGCUGCCAAGCUGCGCUUCCUGCGGGAGGCCUUGGAGGUGGAGGAUGUGUGCGCCUCACUUGCCUCCAAUCCUUUCUACAUCAAUUACCGCCUAGACCGUAUCGCCCCCCGCGGCCUGUACCUCAAGGAGCUCGGUCGGUGGCGGGGCACCAUCACUUCAUGGCUGGCCGCCACAGAGCUCAAGUUUUGUGAGGCGUUUGCCAAGACCAGCAUGGCUGACUACCAUGUGUGGCUGGCCAGGUGGCGGCAGGGCGAGGAGGGGCGGCGCUGGCUGGGCGAGGCGGCGCUGCGGCAGGCACAGCGGGCGACGCGUUGUUGUCGCGGUGCUAGGCGGGACGGAGGGAAUGAGAGAAGCUGGAGUGAAGCUGGCAUGGCCACCAUGCAGCUCAGCUUGCUUACACAUGAAUGCAAUAUCCCGCUGCCUGGUCCCGUGGAGCGCAGGCAGGGCCGGAUGACAGAGGCGCGCCUGCUUCUGGACCGAGAGGCAGAUGCGGCUGCUGGGGAUGCCAGCGGCGCCUCGCUGGCGCAGGAGGCCGCAGCGGCUGCCGCCGAGGCGCAGCGCUGGCAGGCCGCGGAGCGGCUGCUGCGGGCGCAGCUGGGCGAGGGGUAUGGCGAGGACACGGCCAUGCUUCAACUGCUCCAGCAGCAGGCGGCGCAAGGCCAGCAGCACCCGAUGCAGCACCAGCAGCAGCAGCCACCGCAGCAGCAGCAGCAGCCGGCUGCAGGCAUAGACAUGUCGUUUGCGGCGCUCCUGCACCAGCAGCAGCCGCAGGCGGCGUGGGCUGGCUCAGGCAUAGGCGCCUUUGCCGCGCCGCCAGCCGGGGCCAGCUUCCCGCAGCAGUUCCAGCAAGGCUACAGGGAGGCGCAGCCGGGGCUGGGCGGCUUCCCGGCGGCGCAGCAGGCGGGCGGCGUGCCCGCCGGCCUGCCGCCCGCCCUGUACCCUCCAGACUUUCUUCUCUCGUCGCAGCAGGUGCUGGACGGCGGCGCGCAGCUGCCGCCAGCCAUCCUGCAGCACCAGCAAGCCGCAAUGGCGCGGCAGGGGCAGCAGGUCGCGGCGCAGGCGCCGCUGGCGCCGGCGCCGGGCGUGGGCGGCGCCGGACUGGGCGCCUGCAUGGGCCAGGCCCCCAGCUGGGCGCUGCUGCAGCAGCAGGCGCAGAUGGCGGCGGCCCUGCCGCUGCCGCCGCUGGCGGCCCCGCUGGUGCCGGCCGGCGGCGGCGGCUUUGUCGGCGGCCCGCCGCAGGGCAGCAGCCUGGCACCGCAGCUGCAGCCACAGCAGCAGGGGCCGGGGCCGGGGGCCGCGCCGGCCGCGUCGGCGCCGGCUGCUGCUGCGGGGCAGGAGGCGCCGCGGCGGCGCGGGCGCCAGCCUCAGGACCCAUCCACCCUCACCGACAAGCAGCUGCGGGCGCGGGACGCGCAGAAGCGGUUCCGCGAGAAGCAAAAGCGCUUGAUGGCGGAGACGGAGGCGGCGGUGGGCGACACGUCGGCUGAGCUGGACCGCAUCAGGAUAGCCAACGAGUCGCAGAAGCUGAAGAACGAGGUGCUGGAGCGGCUGCUGCAGUACAAGGAGGCGCAGGUGCGGUACAUGCGGUACUCUGUAGCUGGCUACACCGAGCACAUGGAUGAGCGGGGGGAGGUGAAGGAUCCGCCGCCGUUUGAAAAGGUGGCAGAGGACUGGGGCGAGAUUGUGGAGCUGGUGAGGGGCAUCCUGGAUGCUGCGCGGCAGGGCGAGGCCGACGGGGCGGCGGCGUCGUGCGGCGGCGGCGGCGGCGCGGCCCGGGAGGCGCGGCCCUCAGAGGUUCAGGAGCUGCGCAGCGGCGGCUCGGGCGGCAGCGUGGGCAACGCCGGCGGCGGCGGCAGCCAGCAGCAGCGGGGGCAGGAGGGCGCGGAGGAGCAGCCGCAGCAGAGCGGCGGCUCCUCCAGGGGCGGACCCUCCGCCGGCGGCAGCAGCCAGCAGCAGCAGCAGGAGGCGGCGGGCGCGGGGCGGGCCCCCGAGCGCCGCUUCUCCUUUGACGCUCCUGAGAUGCGGCAGCCGCACCCGGCGGUGGUGACCGCGGAGCGCUCAGGCUCAGUCACAAGCGGCGCCCUGCCGGAGCCCUGCAGCGGCACGGGACCCAGCGCCAGCGCAGCAUGCGGCAGCGCCGCCGCCGCCGGCAGCUCCGCCUCUGGCCACCGCAGCCAAGCGACGCAGAUACCGGCGCACGUCAAGCCUGAGUGGGUGCCCAUCGCUGAGGAGGCUCCGGAUGAGGUGCUGGAGGUGGCCAACGCCAAGGACGACCCCAUUGCCCGCUUCGUGCUGGCACGCAUCCUCAGCCAGACGGCGGCGCACUCGCACCUGCGGUGGGACACGCUGGUGGACGGCGCGGCGGUACAGGACGGCCCCCACCUGUACCGCUUCACCGGCCAGCAGCUGCGGUCGCUGGCCAGCCUGAUGCGGAGGGUAGGCCUCAUGCUGUGGCAGCAGGCCCUGCUCUUCCCGCAGCACAUCUCCAAGCUGGGCACGCUGAGGCUGGACGAGCCGGGCAAGCUGCGGGUGGAGGAGCAAGACCCGGAGCACUGGCGCGCCAUCCUGCGCCGCCUGCACUGCCGCCCCGAGCAGCUGCGCAAGAUCGUGGCGGGACACCAGCGGUACCUGGAUCGCAUGCGCCCCGCCUUUGCCUCGGCGGCAUCGUAUCGGGCGGAGGCUGGGCGGCGCGCGAUGCACCUGCUGCGUCGCCGCCUGGCCGAGAAUAGGUUGCAGGACCCCCUGCUCAGCAUGCGUGCGUUCAAGUCUUACGUCCUGCCGACGUUGUCGUACGGGGCAGAGAUCUGGGCGCCGCAGCUGAUUCUGCAGGGCAGGACGGCAUGCGAGCGGGUACAGCUGGAGUACCUGCGAGGGCUGCUGGGUGUGCGGGACAGCACCCCAGCCCUCAUUGUGCUGGCAGAGACGGGGCAGCUGCCGCUGCCCGCCUACUGGACCUUGCAGGUUGCACGCUUUGUGAGCAACCUGCAGGCUAUGGGCGGCGAGCGGGUCGCCCGUCUUGCCAUGCUGGAUAGCGUUGCGCUGGCUGCCGACACGGACACAGGGCUGCCACUGGCCCGGCAGCCCUGGGCAGCGCAGGUUAGCCGCGUUCUCGCGGCGGCCGGCGCCCCCUGCGACUUGACUGCUGACGAGGGGGUUGCCAUACCUGAAUUGGCGGAAGCGCUCCUGGAGCGCCAUGUUGCCUCGUACACGCAUGCAUCCGUGAAGGUGCAGCGGUACAUUGAGGACGUGUGGGGGGGCAGCAUCUCUGCGGAGGCCUACACGCCUGCGUCGUUCCUGUGCGAUGUGCCCGAGCGCCGGCGCCGGGUAAGAGCAGCGUCAGCGUCAGCAAGCAACGAGGCGCUGGCAGAGGUGCACCGUAUGACGGAGUAUCAGAUGGCUAAUAUGUGGGCCGCUUCCACGCAGGCAAGCCGCACGCCUCUCGAGUUUGUGCGCAGCACGACGCGGCUGACGGAGGCGACCGGCCUCGUCAUGCAGACCGCCAGCGCCCAGCACGCCGCCUACUGCGAGCUGCUCAUCGCCAUCUUCUACGCGCUCACCUUCCCGGUGCAGCGCCCGCAGCUGUUUGUGCUCUCCUGGCCCUACUUCCCGCAGCUGGAGCUCCUCGGGCGGGCGGCGGCGCUGGAGCUUGGCCUGGACCUCUCGGGCUACCCUUCGUACAGCUCGGAUGCAGGAGCCAUGCCCUGCUGA
Molecule: messenger RNA, 5022 nt
Organism: Chlorella variabilis
Lineage: Eukaryota; Viridiplantae; Chlorophyta; Trebouxiophyceae; Chlorellales; Chlorellaceae
Exons: 27
Coding region: 1-5022 (1673 amino acids)
Biological process (GO): regulation of DNA-templated transcription
Molecular function (GO): double-stranded DNA binding
Source: RefSeq, a predicted model, not a curated record